AUGGCGGCAACGGAAGAACCGCCCAGUAAAAAAACUAAAUACUCUAAACUCCGUAAUAAAAUAUCAGAAGAAGAAAUGGAUACUGAUAUUAUACCAGAAUUAAUUCUUCCUGUUACGAUUAAGAACGAAGACAUCAAAGAAGAUAAUCCCCUGUACUAUACAGCCCGAAAUAAUGCUGUCGAAAUAGCUGAGUAUUUAAUUAACCGAGGAGCUAGAGUUGAUAUUUACCCAUCAAAGUACUCGUCACCAUUUUAUCAUUGCACGCCAUUACACGUCGCCAUUAAGUUUGAAAGUUUUGAAGUCGCUCAGAUACUAAUAAAUAAACGAGCUAGCGUUCAUACUAAGACAGAAAAUGGUAAAAAACCACGAGACUUAGCGAUCGAAAAAGAUGCUGGAGCUAAAAUCAAUGAUUUCCCGAAUAAAGUUCUACCUUUACAUCAAGCUAUUGCUGUAAAUAAUGAUAGCGUUACGAAACUUUUGCUCAAACGUGGGGUUGAUAUUAAUGUAAUAUGUACAUCUCCAGUGUCUAAAUAUUUAAAUUGCACGCUACUGCAACUUGCAGUAAGCACAGAAAAUUUUGAAAUCGUAAAUUUAUUAUUAAAAUAUAAAGCGGAUGUUAACAAAAGCACUAAAAAGUUAGGAUCACCCAUUGGAAUAGCUGUGGAUCAGAAUAAUUAUGAGUUGUACGAGUUGCUAUUAAAAGCUGGUGCAGAUAUUAAUAAACCUUCGAAUAUGAGACUGUUACAUUGA
Molecule: messenger RNA, 750 nt
Organism: Microplitis demolitor
Lineage: Eukaryota; Metazoa; Arthropoda; Insecta; Hymenoptera; Braconidae
Product: putative ankyrin repeat protein RF_0381
Exons: 3
Coding region: 1-750 (249 amino acids)
Molecular function (GO): protein binding
Source: RefSeq, a predicted model, not a curated record